Molecule: messenger RNA, 1055 nt
Organism: Culicoides brevitarsis
Lineage: Eukaryota; Metazoa; Arthropoda; Insecta; Diptera; Ceratopogonidae
Gene: Lint-O
Exons: 2
Coding region: 62-976 (304 amino acids)
Biological process (GO): negative regulation of DNA-templated transcription
Cellular component (GO): nucleus
Molecular function (GO): chromatin binding; histone binding
Source: RefSeq, a predicted model, not a curated record
GUGAUAAAACGUCACAAACAUUCAAAAUUCUCAAAAAAAUCAUCGGAAAUUGGCAAGAAAAAUGAGUUCUCCGAAGGAAAAUGGCUCAAAACGCAAAACAAAAGGCGAAAAUUCGUCCCAAGAAACGUCCCGAGGUCAAGAGGAAAAUGAAGAACGUCGAUUAUCCUCACGAGUGAAGAAACCGAAGUUAGUUUACGAUCCAUCGGACAAACAUGCUCCUUAUCGCAAAAUAAAUCUCGAGGAUAUCACAAAAUCCCCUUCGAAACAUCGUCCUGGCGAUACGGAAAAUGCCGCUUCCACUCGAAAAAGCUCCCAAAAGGCAUUUUGUGCAUUUUGCAGCGAACGAGCCGACAUGGAACCCUCCACGACGUGCAUUUCCUGCAACGACACGUACCACAAUUUGUGUCACGACCCCAAAAUCGGGAAAGGCGUUCGUCGUGCCAACUGGCAUUGUUACAAAUGUCGCCAACGCGAACUCGAAAUCAAGCUCGAACGCAAAUCCGCAACUAGUUCAAGAGCUCCUUCACGUUCCGCCUCGUCUACGAACGAAAAAGACCUCCAAUCGGAAGAAGAUAACGACUUUACGGGCUUCAAUGACACCGACCUCGAUGAUCAACCGAAAAAAGCAAAGACUCAGGUGAAGGAAGAAGGCCCCAAAAUCACGGAAAAUCUCCAAAUUAACGUUGAAAAAGCGAAAAAAUUGUUUAAAACGCCACAAAAUAAUGCGCCAAACAGCGACACAAUUCCAGAUGUGAGUGCCUGGACUUACAACCAGAUUCACGAUUACUUUGCGAAAGUAUUUCCCAAGGAGGCGUUCAUUUUUAAGGAUCAAGAAAUCGAUGGGACGUCUUUGUUGCUGAUGACACGAUCGGAUAUGUUCAAGUUUAACUUGAAAUUGGGACCUGCACUUAAUAUUUAUCGACAUAUCGUGAUGUUACAGACGCGCAGUUAUGAUCCCCGUAAAACUUGGAUGUAAAAAAAUAUUUUUGAAAAUAUUUUUAAAAUUAUUUUUUUCCUUUUUUUCUUUUAAAAUAAUAAAAUUAAUGAAUAUUUAA